AUGCCACGUCCAAGGGGUGCGGCUACGCGCGCAGCUCCACGUCGCAAUUCCUACCAAGAUGACACGCCUUCCCGGACUCGUGGGCGAGGAGCAAAACAAGCCCCAUCAGAAUCAGAUGCGCCAGACACGGUUGCACCAAGGUUCAGUCCUACCAAGCUGAGUCCAACCAUUACCAGAAAAACCACUCGUUCUGCCUCCAACAUUUCUGGCAACUCCUUCGAAGCUGCACCUGAAAUUUAUGCCUCGUACGAGCAUCCAUUAUUUAUGGUCUUCGGCCUCUCUCCCGAGUUCUUCGAUGGUCUCAAGAAGCAUCACGGAAAACUUCCCAAAGAGCGCAAAUCGCUCGUGGGAUCUCUGAUGGAGCGAUCGCUUAGCCCAGAAGACGAAUCUGACUCUGAAGAAGAGAGUGCGGAAGAAAGUGAAGUUGAAGUGCCUGUUGCACCUCAGCCAGCGCCAAGAGGCGGCCGUGGACGCGGUGGUCGAGGCUCACGUGGUGGACGCGGCCGAGGCAGUCGCGGCGGCAGAGGUAGCCGGGGUGGAAGGGGUGGAAGAGGAGGAAUCACGAAAGCGACCGCAUCCGCCUCAAAAGCUGCUCGUAAUGCUGCUGCCAUUUUUCCAUUUACAGAAGAUGAUGAUGAUCAACCGUCCAAUCAGAGCACACCCAACGGCAAUGCCAAGCCAACCAUGCGACUACACAACCUUCACUCUGCGCAAAGUUCCGAGGAUGAAAACGAAGAAGCAAUUGAAGAUGACGAUAGCGAGGCUGAGUUUGAUCGCAUAGACGUCAUACAUAAACCAUCAAGGACGCCACAAGGUUCUGCGCCACCUGGCCAGGACUCUUUCGACGACGAUGCCCACACAUCUGCCCCAGCGCCUGAGUCCAGAUCCGAGCCUACGUCCAAGAGAUCGGGCAAACUUGCGGUUCCCAAGAUUGCUCUGCCGGACUCGGCUUCGCAGACGCCACGGGAAUCCGCUUCAACACCUGCAGAGUCUGCGGUUCCAAAACUGCUGGAUCCUGAAGAGGACGUCCUCUCUGAGUCGGAUCUGCCCGAUCCUUUUGUUGAAGAUGCACCUUCUCCAAUCGAGGCUGAGUGCGAAGAUAGAGCAGACUACCUCUUGCAGAAGCGCUUCAAGCCGAUGGCUGAUGUACAAGCUGCUAUUGCAGCUCUGACGAAGUUUCCGGCGGCGCAACGAAGUACUGAGAAUCUCUAUGCACUGACGCAAAAUGCGCAACAGAUUCUCAAAGCGUGGCAAGAUGAAUACCUCAUGUUAGAUGCAAGAACCGCACCUCACAUGCACCCAGCCAAGAAAGCCUGUAAUGGUGGGCGUAUUCCUCUGGCCCCGGAGAUCUUCGAAGAUAUGAAGGAGGCUGAUCUAUAUGGCUAUGUCUACGACCCGAAGAAGCCUCCAGGCUGCCAGGAUCCUUGGGCACAGCGACCAGGUGCAGAGAAGGGUGGCCGGAGAGAGCUACGUACACGUCGCACACGUGACAUGCUAGAAUCAGCAGCUCCUAGCGAAGACGAAGGCGAAGAAGACGAAGAAGGUCGGCCAUCAAAGCGGCAACGAAGGGCCACCCGCAAGUUCGAUGGCACUGAUACCGGGACUGGAGCCAAUACCCCCAAGAAACACAACGGAUGGGGCGGUGCACGCAAGAAGGGGGUUAGCCGAUUUGCAAAACCGACCUCAGAGACACCGGAACCAGAAGGAAGAGGCACGAAGCGAGCACGAACAACGGCUAGUAAUUUACUCCAUCAACGCAUCCAAGAGAUGCGGGAAGAGUCGGUUAUUGGCAGUUCCGGAGAUGAGGAGUCCUCAGCAAUGGAUGUCGACGAAUACUCCGACGCAAACCCCAAGCGCGGACGUCCAGCUGGUAGUAAGAAUGUAGCUCGGCGUAGCGACUAUGGGGUGAAAAAGGGUCCACGAAAGAAGACGAGCGAAUCCGGAACCCCGGUUCCUUCAGCACAUGGUCCGAACGCUCCGCCACCCGCACUGAACUCAAUGAGUGAAGGUCAAGGUCAGUUUACCAUUGAUGCCCAGCCUUUCCCGGAUGGCAUACCCUUGAUGGCACCGAACUCUGCUGAGACGGUUUUCCAAGGCACAUCACAGCACACCGCGCCACCUCAAGAAGUGCCGCUUGUGCAUCCAAGUGAGUCUAGUACGCCUGACGCAUAUAUGCUCACUGCACCGCUGAGCCAAUACACGAAUAACUAUGUCGACGAGUCAUCCCCGACUUCAGGCUCGAGACGAAAACCGCGUGUGAAGAGUGAGAAGCGAAGCCAGUCUAUGACGAUGUGGUGGGCUGAACGCAAGGCGAAGAAGCGUGAGCAAGACGAAAAAGAUGGAAAGCCUGCAAAGCCCACUCCCUCGCGCUCGAAUUCAUCAAACCGGAGGGGUGCGCGGCAGUCUGGAGGCUCGGCAACUGGCGCGACGCCCCAACCACAGGCUUCAGAGUCGCAACAAGCAUCUCCAAUCCACCAUCCUCAACAUGCUCCUCCACAACACAGCCCUCAUCACGCCCCUCCAGAAGCAUACCUUCAGUACACUCAAGGUCCUCCUGGCCCACCGGGUCAUUACAUGUAUGUCAGUGGGCCACCCCCACCACCACCGCACCACAUGAUGAUGCAAUACUCGCCACUUGCGGCGUUACCAACCGGCUCUUUCCCGAGUCCAUAUGCCCACCAUCCGCCCCAUCCUCAUUCAGGUAUUCCCCUUACUCAGCCUCCGAGCUCCGCGGGUGGACCAUUUGGAGCUGGCCCCCGUCAGCUUGCUCCCGCACCCAUGGGCAUGCCCACAUACCCUAGCCCGUACGGACCUCAAAGUCCAGCAGGUGGAAGGCCAAAGAGCAGUGGUCAGUCCUUACCGAGAAGUACUGCUACAGUGCAGAAUGGACAGCAGGUGCUGGCACCUGCUCCAUCUCAGCAACAACCUCAACAGCCACAAGGGCAGCACUUCAGUCCGUAUGCGCCGGUGAGCGCGGGAGGUGCUGCGGGUCGGGAGAUGCCUUUCAAAGUCAUGGUACCUGGGCCUACGCCAGAAAGGAGAGGAAGUCGUUAG
Molecule: messenger RNA, 3054 nt
Organism: Alternaria postmessia
Lineage: Eukaryota; Fungi; Ascomycota; Dothideomycetes; Pleosporales; Pleosporaceae
Exons: 2
Coding region: 1-3054 (1017 amino acids)
Source: RefSeq, a predicted model, not a curated record